AUGGCUAAGAAAAGGUGUCUAGCAGGGAAUGGUCAUUGGUCAUUGGUAUUACCCUCCCAUUCCUCGUUUCUGGAUGUUGAAUUAGGUGCUAAUCCUAGCUACGUGUGGCGGAGUAUUCUAGAGGCAAAAGCUGUGGCUAGAAUGGGUGUGAGAUGGCGUGUUGGAGCCGGUUUGUCUAUACCGGUUCUUAAUCAACCAUGGCUUCCUUGCAAGGAACAUCCGUAUGUUAUCUCUUCUCAUGUGGACUGUAAGGUCAAUAAUUUAUUAAAAGUGGGCUCUCUUCAGUGGGAUGAGGAAGUUCUUCACGAUUUAUUUGUUCAAAGGGAUAUUAAUUUGAUCCGUUGCAUUCCGUUGUCUCCGUUUUCGGUUGAGGAUUAUUGGUAUUGGAUGUUGGAGACUCGUGGAGAUUAUUCUGUUAAAAGUGCUUAUCGCGCCUUACAAGACAGCAAUGGUAGGUGGAAUACUCAAGACAAUUCGGGCUUUUGGGAGAUGUUUUGGAACUUGAAGUUGCCACCUAAGAUGAAGAUUUUUCUUUGGCGUGGUCUUACUAAUUGUCUCCCUACCCUUGUAUCUCUGCGAGUUGUCUGGACAUGGGGCUGGGAGGAACGAUUUGGGGGUGAAGCUGUUGUGUUUGGCAGCUGGUUUGAUAAUGUUUGUAAGGGUCAGCCUGUGGAUCGUAUUGAGGGGCUUGCUAUGCUUUUUUGGGGAGUUUGGGGAGCUCGUAAUGACUUGGUUUGGAGCAAUAAGGUGUUGUCGAUAGAGAGAGUGGUGAAUGCUGCAAUUACUUACCUUGAUUCUUGGAAGAAUGCUCAGCUGAAAAGUAGAGGUGUGUCGCCAAGGUCUGGUCCAAUUACUUCUGGGUGUGAGCAAUGGGCUAAACCUUAUUUUGGUGAAAUAAAGGUUAAUUGUGAUGCCAGUGUCUUUGGGGAUGACAAUAGUCUUAGGUUGGGGUGGAUUGCUCGGGAUCAUAAUGAUUUAUUCAUUGAUGCGUUGGCGGUCAAAACUUAUGGUCAACCCGCCCCGUUUUUGGCUGAAGCUAUGGCGUUGAAGGAGGCGCUCAUUUGGGUGAAGGGAAGGUGGGUAGAGGGGGGUGUGCCUGCUGGUGUGGUUAUGGAGUCGGACUCGCUGCUGCUGGUACAAGCUGUGCAACAGAAGAAGCGAUUGUUGUCUCGGGUGGGGCUUUUAAUUACGGAUUGUGUUGGUCUUAUGCAGUCCUCUCUUUUGUUUCCUAUUUCAAUUAGUUUUGUUAAACGGUCUGGGAACCAGGCGACUAACUUUUUAGCUCGUUUUGCUGGUUCUAUUCCUGGCUGUGUUUCCCGUGGGGGUUUUGUCCUUGCUGGUUUGGAAGCUAUCUUGGUAGCUGGUUUGAUUUAA
Molecule: messenger RNA, 1374 nt
Organism: Cannabis sativa
Lineage: Eukaryota; Viridiplantae; Streptophyta; Magnoliopsida; Rosales; Cannabaceae
Exons: 3
Coding region: 1-1374 (457 amino acids)
Molecular function (GO): nucleic acid binding; RNA-DNA hybrid ribonuclease activity
Source: RefSeq, a predicted model, not a curated record